This is a messenger RNA of Cantharellus anzutake, 3166 nucleotides long. Its product is annotated as P-loop containing nucleoside triphosphate hydrolase protein. NCBI's taxonomy places the organism in Eukaryota, Fungi, Basidiomycota, Agaricomycetes, Cantharellales, Hydnaceae. The transcript is spliced from 7 exons. Gene Ontology annotation, molecular function: microtubule motor activity; microtubule binding; ATP binding. The record is from RefSeq and is a predicted model, not a curated record. Bases 138 to 2975 code for a protein of 945 amino acids. Gene Ontology annotation, biological process: microtubule-based movement.
CAAAGAUCAUCAAACAUUGUCGUGUUUCUUCAAGCCAACAGCUUUCCACACUUGAGACGUGACGGUGAAAACAAGUCUCUCUCGUUUGUCCUACAGCGAAUCCCACUGUUGUACACUACCCUCCCUCCCCUCUUAUAAUGUCCGCUUCAAUCACAGUCGCCGUCCGAGUCCGCCCUCCAAAUCCUUGGGAGUCUGAACGCCUACAGUCUGGCUAUGACAAAGAGUCCUUUUUCAUGGGCGAUGGUCAUCUCACAACGUCGCCCGCAAAAACUGCACUCACAUCAAGAUCUCUUCGUCCAAUCGUACAGGUCAUGGAUGACAAGGUCUUGAUCUUUGACCCCAAGGAUCCGGACGUCCGGCGUUCCUUUGAGACAAGAGGCUUUGCGCCGCCCGGUACUAAACGUUACAAAGACCAGCGUUACACGUUCGACCGCGUCUUUGAUAUGGACGCACGGCAGACAGACGUAUUCGAAAAUACCACCAAACCGUUACUCGAUGGCCUGUUAGAUGGGUUCAAUGCGACCGUCUUUGCUUACGGCGCCACUGGCUGCGGCAAGACGCAUACUAUCACUGGCACUGAAUCUGACCCGGGCAUCAUUUAUCUCACGAUGGCUGAGCUAUUCCAACGAAUUGAAGACAAGAGGGACGAGGUGAUUUGUGAUGUGUCUCUCAGUUUUCUUGAGAUAUACAACGAGGAGAUUCGGGACUUGUUGGUGGAUGGUGACGCAUAUAUUCCUCGUGGGGGGCUUGCAAUGAGGGACGAUCAGUCGAACAGGGUCACUGUCCCUGGACUUAUUGAAAUGCGGCCCAAGACGGCGGACGAAGUGAAGGAAAUGGUGAUGCAAGGGAAUGCCCGUCGCACUCAAUCCCCAACCCACGCCAAUCAGACUUCUUCACGCUCACACGCGGUUCUACAAGUCAAUGUCGCACAGACACCCCGAACCGCUGGAACUACAGAGGAGAAAACGAUGGCUACACUGUCCAUCAUUGACCUCGCAGGAAGCGAACGUGCCAGCGCCACAACCAACAUGGGCCAACGGAUGAUUGAAGGUGCCAACAUCAACAAAUCACUUCUCGCCCUGGGCAACUGCAUCAAUGCCCUUUGCGAAUCAGGCAACCGAACCCGACACGUCCCAUACCGCAACAGCAAGCUGACGCGUCUCUUGAAAUUCUCUCUUGGUGGGAACUGCAGGACAGUCAUGAUUGUUUGUGUAGCCCCCGCUUCGAAUCAUUACGAGGACACACAAAACACUCUCAAGUACGCGAACCGUGCCAAGGACAUAAAGACAAAGAUUUCCCGGAAUUAUAUCAAUGUGGAUCGCCAUGUUGGCCAGUACGUUGAGGCAAUCAACCGUCUGAACGCCGAAGUCUCUGAGUUGAAGCAGAAAUUGGCUGGGAAGUUGGACACAGAGACAGAAAUCCAGCGGCGGAAGAGAAGGGAGGCUCAGGCAGAGAUUUCCCGACUCCGAGCGGACUUAUCAGCGAAAUCUGAGCAGAGCCGGAGGUCUUUGGUUGAUGGCGCCGCCUGCGAAGCUCAGCUCUUCGUAGCGAAUGUGCGGCUGAAACCGAUCCACGCACGUCUUGCUGCAAUCGACAAAAUGGACCCAUCGUUGCAAACAUCUGAUGUCCUAGCAGAGCGUUCCUUGCUUCAAUUGCUUUCCAGUCCCGACGAGCAGGCCGUCGAGGCUGACUCCUCCCUUCAGCGUCAAAUUAUGAAAUCCGGUAAUUGUGCUUCACUCUUCGAGGCCACUCUUCGCGCGGUCUCAGAGCGGAAGUCAGAUAGACUUGAUGAGUCUGGUGUCGACGCAGUGCGCAUCGAAGCGCAGUUGCAAAGAACGGAGAUGGAACGGUCCAAAGCCGAGGCUAGAGAGUCCAUAUCAAAGGCAGCCGUCGAAAGCCAGGCAAACUUCGUCACUGAAUUAGUUGGGUUACUCGCGCGUUGCACCGUUAUGAUGGCGGAUGGGAGUGUCACCCUUCAGUCGGCACGAGAGGUUGCUGCAGCGAUGUCUCGGGUUGCUGCAAGUAAUGAUUCUGCAUUCACGGCCCUCAUUGGUCAGAGCACAGCAGCAUUUCACUCCUCCAAAUCUUCUGCACUUCUAAGCUUCACCUCCCACCCUACCCCUUCUAUACUAGUUCGAAAGCCAAGAUCCUCCAUUGGCAUGGGGGGACACGCAAUGUCGCCCCGCCGCCUUCCCACUAAAUCUCCUCGCCGCCCUCUUAGACAAAGUUUGUCAAGAGCGGAGCCUAAACGCGAGGUCAUAAAGAAAAGCGUUCGCUGGCGCGAUGAAACCAGCCAGGGCGAGAUUGACGACAAGGGUCUGAAGCCGGCAAAGAAAAAUUCGCCUAUUCGACCUCCAAUCGCCCCUUUGGUUCUGCAGCCAGGCAUGAAUGGGAAGAAGAAGGCUGGAAGCGAAUCAGAUGGCGAAUGGGAGGACGAGCGAACCGAAGACGGCGUACCUGCACCCCAACCUCCCGCCGCCAAGAGAUCCUCGGUGCCAUCGAAAACCAGGACUGGUCGCCUGGAACCAAAAUUCCUUAAACCGUCACGUCCGUCACCAAUGUCAAGCGUUCGGGCGUCCCCAUUAUCAAACAUUGUCAACUCCCCACCACGGCUUACUUCGUACGCUGCGCUUGGGGCGUCUCCUCACGAGCUGCGCCCGGGCAUCAACAAAGCCCCAGCUUCUGUGACCAAGUCUCGACGGAGAUCUAACCUGGGCUCUGCUCGAGUGGAACGGUUGUCGAGAAGACGGAGCAGCCUCAUCCCCCGACCUUCGCCUCCAUCUGCAGCAUACGCAUAUAACCAGCCUCGCAAAUCUCCAGCAAAGAAAGUUCGCCGGUCCUCUAUGGCGGUGCAUUCGGACUCUUUGCUGUCCUUUACCUUUCCCACAGGCAAAGCCGGACGAUCUUUGUUUUCGAACUCCCUUUCUAGUUUCACCAAUGAUAUAAGUGCUACUGGCAAGAAAGUUUGGCGGUGAACCGAUACCAUUCGUUACUCUAACCUUUCGUCGUCGACUUGCAUUGUUGUCCACCAUCGCAUUCGUUAUCGUUAUGAGUUCCCUUUGUCUUGUCAUGUGUCUGCCAGUUUAUCAUUUAUACUACUUGUACCCGUACGUAUGCGUAUGUUCUAGCUCAAAUGGAUUCUCCAAACCAACUACAUAUUUUUGGC